Elgaria multicarinata webbii is the source of this 4454-nucleotide messenger RNA. It is a transcript of the gene EGFR, whose product is annotated as epidermal growth factor receptor. The record is from RefSeq and is a predicted model, not a curated record. Gene Ontology annotation, molecular function: epidermal growth factor receptor activity; epidermal growth factor binding; ATP binding. Gene Ontology annotation, biological process: cell surface receptor protein tyrosine kinase signaling pathway; negative regulation of apoptotic process; positive regulation of kinase activity. Lineage: Eukaryota; Metazoa; Chordata; Lepidosauria; Squamata; Anguidae. The transcript is spliced from 28 exons. Gene Ontology annotation, cellular component: plasma membrane; basal plasma membrane; signaling receptor complex. Bases 237 to 3944 code for a protein of 1235 amino acids.
CUCUUCUGGAGUUGUCAUCUGGGAACAUCGAGAGCCGCAAUCCUUGGACAUGGUCUUCCGCAGGUCGGCGGUGGAGAGGAAGCCAGACGCGAAGCGGGUUUACUGAGGGGAGCGAGCGGAGAAAACGCGCGCAGACGGGAGUCGCACCCUUGCGCCACUGUUCCCUCACACGGCUUCGCCUUGCCUCCGCGGCAGCGGAAGUACGCGCGCUCCGGAUUAUUGCCACAAGCCCAGGAAUGGGGCGCUGGACAGGAGCCUCGGUAGCCGGCGGGGAACGCUUUGGGGCGAGACGUGCCGCCGCCGCCGCCGUCCUUCUCCGGUUGUUGCUGGCCGGUAGUUUAUGCGCCGCCGUGGACGAGAAGAGAGUUUGCCAAGGAACCAACAACAAGAUAACACAGCUUGCAACUAUGGACGAACACUACAACCUCCUAAAGAGAAUGUAUGAAGACUGUGAGGUGGUGCUUGGUAAUCUGGAGAUCACCUAUAUGGAUCACAACUACAAUCUCAGUUUCUUAAGGAGCAUAAAAGAGGUUGGUGGAUAUGUGCUUAUAGCAAUGAACACAGUGAGAAGUAUACCUUUGGAGAAUCUCCAGAUAAUCCGAGGAAACAACCUUCAUGAAAAUGCUGCACUGGCAGUUUUAAUAAACUUUGUUGAUACGAGGGGACUCGAACAGCUGCAAAUGAGAAAUUUAACAGAAAUUCUAAAAGGCGGAGUAAAAUUCAAGAAUAACCCUUAUCUCCGUAACAUGGAUAACGUUCUGUGGCAUGACAUUUUUGAUAAACUUAAUCCCAUGCCUUUUAUUCGGUUUGAACAUACAGUGACAUUGCCAAAGCCGGACAAUAAAACUUCCCCCCAGUGCCAUCCCAAUUGUACACGAGGGCAUUGCUGGGGUCCUGGCUUAGAGAACUGCCAGAUACUAACGAAGGUUGACUGUGCAGCACAGUGUUCAGGCCGGUGCAAGGGGCAGUUGCCGAGUGACUGUUGUCAUACCCAGUGUGCAGCAGGAUGCACAGGCCCUAAAGAGAGUGAUUGCCUGGCAUGUCGCAGGUUUCGGGACGAUGCAACUUGCAAGGACGCUUGCCCAUUAUUGCAUACGUAUAAUCCUAUCACCUAUCAGGUGGAAGACAACCCAGCUGGAAAAUAUAGCUUUGGAGCAACCUGCGUAAAGAACUGUCCACAUAAUUAUGUGGUAACAGACCAUGGUUCAUGUGUCCGGUCAUGUGGUCCAGACUAUACUGAGGUGGAGCAAAAUGGCAUUCGAAAGUGUAAAAAAUGUGAUGGCCCAUGUAGCAAAGUGUGCGGUGGGAUUGGAAUAGGUGACUUUAAAGGUGUUCUUGCUGUCAAUGCAUCCAAUAUUGACUAUUUCAAAAAUUGCACCACAAUUAAUGGAGAUCUCACAUUUCUGAAAGUAUCAUUUUCAGGUGAUGAAUACACAAACACACUUCCUUUGGACCCAAAGAAGCUGGAAAUUUUUAAAACUGUUAAAGAAAUAACAGGUUUUUUGUCGAUCCAGGUUUGGCCUCAAAAUAUCAGUGAUUUAAAUGCGUUUGAAAAUCUGGAGAUUAUACGCGGCAGAACAAAACAAUUGGGCCAAUAUGCUCUCUCAAUCGUUAACCUGAAUAUAAGUUCUCUGGGAUUGCGGUCUCUCAAGGAAAUAAGUGAUGGAGACGUUACCAUUUUGAAAAAUUACCAGCUCUGCUAUGGUAACACAGUUGAUUGGAAGAAACUUUUUGUAAUAGAAAAUCAGAAAGCAAAAAUUGACAAAAACAAAAAUGAGAAUCAAUGUGUUGCUGCAAAACAGGUUUGUCAUCCCCUCUGCUCAGACGUAGGCUGCUGGGGCCCAGGACCUUCCCAGUGCUUUUCUUGCCUCUACGUUAGUCGUCAACGAGAGUGUAUAAAAGAAUGCAACAUUUUGCAAGGGGAGCCUCGGGAGUUUCUAAGUCAUUCUGAGUGUCUUCCAUGCCAUCCGGAAUGCCUGGUGCAAAAUUCAACUGAAUCCAUUUUAACGUGCACAGGAUCUGGUCCAGACAACUGUACAGCAUGUGCCCAUGCAAUGGAUGGUCCUCAUUGUGUCAAAACUUGUCCUGCUGGCGUUCCAGGUGAAAAUGACACUUUAGUAUGGAAAUAUACAGAUGAAAAUUCAGUGUGUCAAUUUUGUCAUCCAAACUGUAUUCACGGAUGCAAAGGGCCAGGACUUGAAGGUUGUCCUAGUGGCUCUAAAGUCGCAUCCAUUGCAGCUGGCGUUGUUGGAAGCAUCCUCGGCGUAGUUGUGAUAGCACUGGGUAUUGGUCUCUAUCUGCGUAGGCGUCGCAUUGUUAGGAAGCGCACUUUGCGCAGACUGCUACAAGAAAGAGAGCUUGUUGAGCCCUUGACGCCCAGCGGGGAGGCACCGAACCAAGCACUUUUAAGGAUUCUAAAGGAAACAGAAUUUAAAAAGCUCAAAGUUCUUGGCUCUGGAGCUUUUGGCACUGUCUUUAAGGGGGUCUGGAUUCCAGAAGGGGAAGGAGUUAAAAUUCCUGUGGCUAUUAAGGAAUUGAGAGAGGCCACAUCUCCCAAAGCCAACAAAGAAAUUCUUGAUGAAGCAUAUGUGAUGGCGAGUGUUGACAACCCCCAUGUGUGCCGUUUGCUGGGAAUUUGCCUCACAUCCACUGUUCAGCUCGUCACCCAGCUUAUGCCUUAUGGCUGCCUUCUUGACUAUAUCCGAGAGCACAAGGAUAACAUUGGAUCGCAGUAUCUUCUCAAUUGGUGUGUGCAGAUUGCAAAGGGGAUGAAUUAUUUGGAGGAACGCCGCUUGGUACACCGUGAUUUGGCUGCCAGGAAUGUCCUUGUCAAGACUCCUCAGCAUGUGAAGAUCACUGACUUUGGAUUGGCCAAAUUGCUUGGUGCAGAGGAGAAGGAGUACCAUGCAGAAGGAGGAAAAGUUCCUAUUAAAUGGAUGGCUCUGGAGUCUAUUCUGCACCGCAUUUAUACCCACCAAAGUGAUGUCUGGAGUUAUGGUGUCACAGUUUGGGAAUUAAUGACAUUUGGAUCAAAACCAUAUGAUGGUAUCCCAGCAAGUGACAUUUCCUCUGUCUUGGAGAAAGGGGAACGAUUGCCUCAACCUCCCAUUUGUACAAUUGAUGUCUACAUGAUCAUGGUUAAAUGCUGGAUGAUAGAUGCAGAGAGUCGCCCCAAAUUUCGGGAACUGAUGGCAGAAUUCUCAAAAAUGGCUCGGGACCCCCAACGCUACCUGGUUAUACAGGGAGAUGAUAGAAUGCACUUACCAAGCCCAACGGACUCGAAGUUUUACCGAAGCCUGAUGGAAGAGGAGGAUAUGAAGGACAUUGUGGAUGCCGAUGAAUACCUCAUUCCACACCAGGGAUUUUUCAGCAGCCCAUCAAAUUCACGGACACCUCUCUUAAAUUCAUUGAGUGCUACCAGCAAUAAUUCUACAGCUGAAACCUGCAUUGAUAGAAAUGGGCUGGGAUAUCCUGUGAGAGAAGACAGCUUUAUCCAGAGAUACAGCUCAGACCCAACAGGAGUUAUCCUGGAUGACAGCUUGGAUGACGGCUUUCUGCCUGCUCCAGAAUAUGUGAACCAGCUAGCAGCCAAAAAAGCAUCUGCUUCCGUCAUGCAAAAUCCAGUCUACAACAAUUUCUCCCCUCCCAUUGAUCCAAAGCCUGUGGCUGAUUCAAACCAUCAGAAUUCCCAUAACACAGCACUGGAUAACCCAGAAUAUCUCAAUACAAGCCUCUCUCCUUUUGCUAACACCGUUUUUGACAGUUCCCCCUUUUGGGACCUGCCAGCCAACCACCAAAUAAAUCUGGACAACCCUGAUUACCAGCAAGACUUCUUGCCCAGGGAGACCAAACCUAAUGGCAUCUCUAAACUUCCUGCAGCUGAGAAUCCCGAAUACCUAAGGUUAGCGGCACCAAAAUGUGAAUACAUUGAAGCCUCAGCAUGACCACUGAGAAGAGAGACUUCUUGUAGCACCAACAACAAGGACAGGAAUUCAAGUGAUAGAGCUGGCUCAGGUUGAAACAAACUAUAGGGAGAUAAAAGAGCAGUCACAAUGUACCAGCAUUCACUCUUCUUUCCUCCAAGUUUUACCCAGCUUGCUUAAGACUUCCCUUACCUUUGUCUGUGCGGAAGAUGCAGUGUGGAACAAAGAGAAAUCAUCCAGCAAGCAAGAAGUCAUUGUUGCAUUCAUUCUUUUCUUAACAAGCUAUAUAGAAUUGCAUCCUCUGGAUGAAUGUUAACAACUGUGAUUAGCAUCCACUUUAAAUCCUUCUGAUGCUCUGUAUUUCAUAAAACAGUUUUGGUAUUUUUAAGAGCUUUUAUGAUGUCAAGAUGACCAGAUAUUGAACUAUUGGUGCCAUGUGGAUUAAUGCGAAGAUGAGGGAAGGAAUCGAGAUCCAAGGCAUUUUUCUGUGUCUCCUGAAUAGAGUUGACCAACCUCUUAAGAUUUAAAGGG